AUGUUGUCAAAGAAAAUUUUGACACUAGUCUCUAUUUUGACGUGUUCAUUACUUUUCUUAUUUCCGUUCACGUCUAUAUCAUCCCCUACCUUAUUAAACAAAAGUGAAUUUAAAAAAAAGGUUGAAAAAGGAAUCGAAAGAAAUGUUAUAAAAGGAUUUGAAAGUAAAGAUGAAAAAGAAGUUGAAAGAAUUUAUAAUCUUACCAUUAGUAAAGGUGAUUUUGCUCCUGAUGGUUUCAAACGACAAAUCUAUCUCAUAAAUGGUGGAUUUCCAGGUCCUCUCAUGGAGGCUAAUUGUGGUGAUACCAUAGUUAUCAAUGUUGAAAAUAAAUUAAAUGAGGAUACAACUAUUCAUUCUCAUGGAAUCUACCAACGCGGAACUCCUUGGUUUGAUGGUGUUCCUGGACAAUCCCAAUGUAGUAUUCCAGCACAUGAUAAGUUCACCUACAAAUUUAAAGUGGAUCAAAGCGGAACUUACUGGUACCAUUCACAUUCAAGAGCUCAAUAUAUUGAAGGAAUGAUUGGUGCCCUUGUAAUUCAUGAUCCGAAAGAUCCUUAUAAAAAUGAAUAUGAUGAAGAAAUUAUUGUCAUACUCCAAGAUUGGUAUCAUAACGAUUCUACAACCUUGUUAGCUACAUUCUUGACACCCGAAAGUCAAGGAAAUGAACCAGUACCUGAUAAUGGUUUGAUUAAUGGAAAGAAUUCCUAUAAUUGUUCGUGGGCACCCAAAGGUUACAAUUGCGUAAAUAAUGCUCCAUUAUCAAAAUUCAAAUUUGUUUAUGGAAAGAAAUAUAGAAUUAGAAUUAUUAAUGCAAGUGCCUUUUCUGCUUUCAUUUUCUCAAUUGAUGGCCAUCCUAUGGACGUUAUUGAAGUAGAAGGGAUGAUGACCAAGCGUCAUACAAUCCACCGCCUCCCAAUUAAUAUAGCACAACGUUAUUCGGUUAUUGUGACUGCUAACAAACCUAAGAAUUCAUAUUGGAUGCGUGCAGAAAUGGAAACUGCUUGUUUUGCCACUCAGUCAGAUACACUUAAUCCUCUUGUAAAAGCUAUUGUUGAAUAUGAUGGCUGUACUAACGAUGUACCAACGUCAACUGCUUGGUCAGAUAAUAUUGAAACUUGUAUAGAUUUAGAUGCUUCGGAUUUAAAACCUUAUGUAAAACAAAAGAUUCCAGAUUGUGACUAUAAAUUAAAUGUAACGAUUAAUUUCCAACCAGACGCAUCAAACGUCACAUUAGGAUAUAUAAACAAUUCUACUUAUGUGAUUGAUACAAAAUAUCCUACGCUUAAAAAAAUAUAUGAUGAUGUAAAGACAUUUGCUCCUGAUCAAAAUGUCUUCUUAAUUAACUCCGCUAAAGUCCACGGUCACGUUUUUUGGAUACUUGGUAUAGGUAAAAACGGCACAACUCUUAAUUAUAGUAAAUUAAACACCUAUGAUCCGAUCCAACGUGAUACUUCAACUGUUCCUGCUGGAGGAUGGGCUGUUUUCCGAUUUGUAGCAGAUAAUCCUGGAUGGCAUGUACAAUCAGGAUUGGUUUCACAGUUUGUCGUAUCACCGGAUAAAAUUAAAAAAUUAUCACCACCAGAAGAGUGGAAAGAAAAAUGUAAAUAA
Molecule: messenger RNA, 1608 nt
Organism: Scutellospora calospora
Lineage: Eukaryota; Fungi; Glomeromycota; Glomeromycetes; Diversisporales; Gigasporaceae
Source: the annotation of a GenBank genome assembly